This is a messenger RNA of Electrophorus electricus (electric eel), 2800 nucleotides long. RefSeq names its product profilin-2-like. Gene Ontology annotation, biological process: regulation of actin filament polymerization; actin cytoskeleton organization; positive regulation of actin filament bundle assembly. Gene Ontology annotation, molecular function: actin binding. The record is from RefSeq and is a predicted model, not a curated record. Gene Ontology annotation, cellular component: cytoplasm. NCBI's taxonomy places the organism in Eukaryota, Metazoa, Chordata, Actinopteri, Gymnotiformes, Gymnotidae.
GCACGGACUACACCCAGGCGUUGUCUAAUUUCAUCGGCUUUCUUCCCUGCCCAAACCCAGAUCUGUUAGAACGUAACGUUCUGGAGACAAUUGAAGACGUGAAACUUGAUUUAGCUUACGACCUGCCAGCUGCCAUAGCACUUCUGUCUUAAAUCCAAGGGUCUAUACAAAGCUUAAAUCUUAUUAGAAAUUACAGAAAUAUGUCUUGGCAAAGCUACGUGGAUAACCUGAUGGGCGAUGGCAGCUGCAUGGAAGCCGCCAUUCUUGGUUAUAUAGACGCCAAAUACGUUUGGGCAUGUAUAACCGGCGGUGUUUUUAGCGGUAUAACGGCUGAUGAAAUCGAUAUGCUAAUCGGCAAAGACCGAGAGAGCUUCUUCGCCUGUGGGCUCACCCUAGGGAAAAAGAAGUGCUCUGUGAUCAGAGACAGCCUGUUUGUUGAUGGAGACUGUACUAUGGACCUCAGGACGAAGAGUUGUAGUGGGGAGCCGACAUACAAUGUUGCUGUAGGCAGAGCUACAAGAGUCUUGGUUCUUGUAAUGGGCAAAGAAGGGAUCCAUGGAGGUGGACUGAAUAAGAAGGCAUAUUCGAUGGCGAAAUACUUGAGGGAUUCGGGGUUCUAAUGUAAUUAAACUUGUUUAGUAUCAGUUGAGGGACAUAAGUGAGGUUUGCUGUUAAGCUUUCUCCUUUAAGCAGUUAAAUGUCUUGGAAAAUUUUAAUAGCAAUUGAAGAAUGGUUUAAGAUUCUAUAAUGUCCCUAUGUUACUGGGGGAAAGACUUUUUCUUUCUUUUCAAGUUUGUUCAUUAGUUGUCUUUAUUUCCCCCCCUCCCCCACCCUUAUGUACUCCAGUAUUGGUUGUAGUCAUGGUAAAGGAAGGUAUUCACGGAGGACAAGAAAAUGUAUACCAUGUGUGAGUACCUGAGGAAGGUUGGAUACUGAAGUGGCUCUUACCCAUCCAUCCACACAGCAGCUCACUAACAUCCACUACCCUUACCCUGUUCUGUCACCUUUAAAACACUAAAUACACUACAAUUAGCAGAUCCAUCAUUGCCCCAUUACUAUUUUUAUUUUUUGUUUUUUGGUGAAUCUUUUCCUUGACACUUAUCCUCUUUUUAUAAUUUAGCAAACCUGUCCCUUUUGCCACCCUUGUAGUGCCACAGAAAAACAAGCAUGCAGGUUCUAUGAAGACUUAAAAUUAAACCAUACUGUACAUAGUCAGACCAUUACAGAAAAAACCCAAACUGGACCACCUACAUUGAUCUUUAGAUUGCUGACUAAUGAAGUGUUUUUUCCUAAGGCACUAGUGGUCCAUCUUUACACUUAAGCCUCUCCAGUGCUCUGAGCCUUGCUGAGUUAAAAAAAAAAAAGUCUUCCUUAUGUUUAGCAUGACUGGAAGGAGAAAGUGCAUGCAUAUCUUUUUAGUUUAAUGUCAUGCUCCCCAGCAAAUAACUAACUAGCUCCUAUACCUCUGUCCGAACUUUCCAUAUGUACAUUUGGACAGGUGGCUUCACGUUUUCUGAUCCAAGCAGGUAAUUUGCUUCUGUUCGUUCCUACCCUGCCAUCCACCACACUAUGACUACCAUAACUCUGCGCCCCCCCCUUUUUUUUUUUCUUUUUUUUUUUAAAUAUAAAAUGUCCUACAUCCCUACAUGCUUUUGCUGUUGUACUCAGAUGUGCUUUUGUAAGUCCUUGGUGUAAUGUUUUUUUUUGUUUGUUUGUGGGUUUUUUUUUUGUUUGUUUUUUUUUGUUUUUUUUAUAAAUUCUCCCCAACAUUUGAGUAUGAUGGCAGAUCAGCAUUUACAAGUUCUUGGUAAAAGUCACUUGUCAAGGGCCUUCAUUACCUGGACUCUGUAAGGACAUUCCAUCGCUGCUGUAGCUCAACCAUUUAGAACUGUUAGCCAGCUCAAGUGAUUUAUUUCUUAAUCACUGCCCUCCUAUUGCAACUCUGGGUUUGUGUCCGUUUGUUUCCUGAUAGGACCAAUUUUUUUGUCAUUUGGGUGGGGGGGGGGGAAUUAACAAUCACUACAAAAUUUUGAAGGAUGACUGCUAGCUUCAUCUGUUGCCAUAUUUUAAAAAUGCUAAAAUCAGCACUUCAAAAACAAUAACAUUAACUUCAUGAUUAUACACUAUUAAUGGCCUAAAUGUCUGGUGGAGGGAAACGGAAGCUGUAAUGGUAACUACCUGAAGUUCUCAUGAAUGUCUUGAAUAGAUGAAGUGGCAGUCUUAUUGCUAACUUUGGUCACUUCAAAAUGUUGAACACUAAAUCUCUGUUAAUCCGCAAUUUUCAGGAAAUCAUUUGGAGUUUCAUUACCUUGUGCUUUACUCAACUGCUAUGUAUCAAAUGUCAGCAUGGUACAAAUACUUCAUUAAAUGAGCAAAAAAGACAUUGAGGUAAACUGUGUACACUAAUUUUUUUGAGUUUUGGUGGUAUUAAUUGAAGAGACCACUAGUCAGUUGUUGUGGAUACUUGAUCCAAAAAGAUUAAAAAAAAAACAACUGUAUCCUGUGCCAUAAUGUAGACAUGAUCUGUUGCUACUGUGAGAUGGAUUUUAAACUGCUGGCUUCUAAGGAGUCAGUUCAUAAAUGGCACCCAUUUUAUGGAUAUUUGGCCUAAAUUCAAACUGCAGGGCUUGUGGAAAAUGUAGAUUAAAGUUAAAACAUCAAAUCAUGUUCUUUUUGCUCCCUUCUUUCCUACUCCUGAAUACACCUGACCAGCUGAUAUACAACUCAAUUUGUGUGGAAAAUGCCAUGAUAUAACCACCUUGUUUACAGACAGAUCAAAUAAAUCUAUUCCAACCAGAAA